AGGCAGUAUAUCUCCGGCGCAGUGUGUGUGGCGAGCUGGAGCUACGCGGAGCACCUUUGUCUCUCUCUCAGAGCUUCACUUUAACAGGGCGCGGGGUUCGAGUUGCUGAGACGGAGGGGAAUCGCUUUGAAGAAGUGGAUCUGGACGGGUUUAAUAGGCUACACCCUCUCUCUCUCUCUCUCUCUCUCUCGCUCUCUCUAGAACUACUACAAAGGGAGUGGACGGAGAGAGUUCCGCUGCGUAAACCGACACCGACCAUCGCUCGCUCGCUCGCUCUCCUAGGCGUCAAGAAAGAAAGCAUGGAGAAAACACAAGGAGCUGAGUCUUUCUUUGGAAAAUGUGGGAUUUGUUAGCCUCGUUUUGAAAUGGUGCUUUUGUAAGACCAAGCGCGCUGUGUGCGUUUGCAUGCGUUUUUGGACGCGCUGUUACGCACUAACUCGCCAGAGCCGUUGUGUGCAUCUGGAGCCUCGUUGUCCAAUCAGAACCCUCGCUUCUCGUCUAAUCAGAACCCUCGCUUCUCGUCCAAUCAGAACCCUCGCUUCUCGUCCAAUCAGAAGCUGCACUCCGUGGAGCGGAGAAAUGUGGUGUGCGAAAGUUCUUCUCGUGAUGUGCGUGAUCGGCUUUGAAAAGGGGAUUUGUGUCAACUGGAACCCCGUCCCACGCAAGACUGUUAAAUAUAAUGACGUGCACGACAGUAUGGCGAGGUUUCGCGCCGUUGGGGUGUGGAACUACACUAUGUUGACCCUGGCGGAGCAUGAGAGGGUUUUGUACGUUGGAGCCAGAGAGCACAUCUUUGCUCUGGAUCCCAACGACAUCAGCAGACAGCUCCGACCACAGAUUGAGUGGUCUGCUCCGGUGGAAAAGAAAAGAGAGUGCACAGCGAAGGGGAAGAAUAACCAGACUGAGUGCUUCAACUACAUUCGCUUCCUGCAGAGCUACAACCACACACACCUGUACACAUGCGGCACGUACGCCUUCCAGCCCAAAUGCACCUAUAUUAAUGCAGAUCAUUUCACUCUGGAUAGCGCCGCCCUGGAGGACGGCAAGGGAAAGUGCCCCUAUGACCCCGCCAAGGGUCACACUGGCCUCAUUGUGGACAAAGAGUUGUACUCCGCCACCCUCAAUAACUUUCUGGGCACAGAGCCUGUAAUCCUGAGGAACCUGGGACAGCAGCAUUACAGCAUGAAGAGUGAAUACCUGCCGGCGUGGCUCAACGAGCCAAACUUUGUGGGUUCGGCGCUGGUCCGAGAGAGCCGCAGCAGUAAAGAUGGAGACGACGAUAAGAUCUACUUCUUCUUUAGCGAGAGAGCAGUGGAGCUGGACUGUGACAGCGAUCUGACUGUGGCGCGGGUGGCACGUGUGUGUAAGGCUCUCACUGUUUGUCGUUCAGCGGAUGGAUGGCUCCAGCGUGUGGUGAUUCUGGGUUCAGAGGCUCAUGUGAUCGAAGAGAUCCAGCUGUUUGAUCGGCAGCAGCCGGUGGACAGCCUCACCAUCUCACACAGCAAAAAGUAUCUGUACAUUGGCUCACGCUCGGAGGUUCUUCAGCUGCCCUUGGCAAACUGCAGCCGGUACCAUUCACAGCCAGACUGCCUUCUGUCCCGCGAUCCAUACUGCGCCUGGGACAGCGAGGGACGCGCUUGUGUCCGCAUCGACCUCCACCGCGGCUCCACAUCCACACUCUCGCAGGACCUCAUGCUGGAGAGGUUCAGCCGAGGAAAAGCCAAGUUUGAGAAGCCUUUCUCCAUCCCCAGUCCUGAUCAUUCUAGGUUGCGAAAUGUGACUGUGGUUGUUGGGUCAGAUCUGGUUUUGCCCUGCCAUCUGGUUUCCAACUUGGCCCAGCCUUUCUGGGAGCUCAACGAACGUGAGCUUGCCUUGGUGGAAGGUGGGGCCCCGGGGCCACGAUUCGACCAAGCCCUCCGCUCUCUCGUCAUUCCCCAAGCUGGGCCCCUUCAAGCGGGCCGCUACAUCUGCUACUCGGAGGAGCAAGGCGUGAAGUUCCAGACGGAAAGGUACCAGGUGGCGGUGGUAGCCAGCGCACCUGUCUUCAUGGAGGCCCGCGCUCCGGAUGGCAGCAUGGGUUUGUUCUGGGUCCUGGUGAUCACUUUGGGGGCCGCUUGUCUGUUGCUGCUCAUUGCAUCGUUGUAUCUCCGUAGAAGAUUGAAGUUGGCACUGGGAAAAGGGGCGGAAAUGAAGCCGCUGGAGAGCACUUUGGUGUACCCCAUUACUUUGCCCAAAGAGCCUCCAAGCCGGCCGUCAUUUGUGCCGAGCAAGAUGGCAAACGAUGAUGAUCGCUUUUGGGAAACGGGGGCGAAUUAUUACUACUCAGACGGCUCGCUAAAAAUCGUGCCUGGGCAUGCAUUGUGCUCCACCGGAAGCUCGGCAUCGCCGAGUGCAAUUCCCGGUCAGCCUAUUCACUCGCCGAGCAGGCUGAGCCUCACCAACAUUCGGAGCUCAAACGCCAACGGAUACAUCCGGCUCAAUCUGAGCUCGGCCGGAGAGGAGAGAUCCGGCAUUGGAGCGGCGGGGAUGGGAAUCGGGAUAGGCGGCCGAGACAGCGACUACUCCAGUCCGUUCAAAGAGGAGCUCCGGAAAACUCUGCAGCAGAGAAGCGUGCUUCCCGACGCCAAUCCCGAGGAGUCUUCUGUGUAAAUCCCGCAGGAAAACGACAGAAAACCUCACCUACCUCCCUCCUGCUUGGGGAACUCUCUUCAUCCGCAAACUCUUUCUUCUCUGUCAGCACUUCCAUCUCCCGUGCCAUGAGGCCACCGUGCUUCACGACAUUCCCUUGGAUUAUUCUCGGUGAGAACACACUACUAACACUCGACCGAGCUUUUGUAAAUGACUGUAUUUAAAGGACCAGACCGACAGGGCCUCGUGUUGAUCUUGGCUAAACGCAGGUACAUCUCUGAGAGGAGCCCAACCAGCCAAAUGUAGCCGUCAGUCUGAUCUGACAACAGAUCCCAAUCAUUUGGCAAGCUGCAAGAGGACGCAGAGUUUAUUUUUAACGUCUUGAGGUCGCUUGCCUCAGGUGUCCGGACACGUUUUUGGCACCCUUUGAGAGAGGAGACGAGGACAUGCAUAAACUCAAAUCGCUUGAUGACAAUCACGCUCGAGGAAAGCAGAGGAGACAUUAUUAAAGGGGGAAAAACAACCGAGUGAGCUGUAAACCCGAAACAAGACUUGAAUAACGAACAAAUGCUUUGCCUUUCUUUCUUCGCAGCUCAAAAACUUUUUUAAACAUUGUCUUUUUUCUGAGAAUGUGUACUGAGACUUGCAGAACUAAUAUAUAGUGAGGUUUUUCCAUGUCUGUUUAUUGCAAGGAUUUCUUCUUCUUCUUCUUCUUCUUUUACGAUUGAUAGUCUCAUCUGAAAUGUGAAAGGAUUACCAAUGCUAGUAGCAUGCAACAGAAUGUUGCACUAAGACUGUGUUGGAUGCGACAGCAAGUGCAUUAUUGUAUAUAUUUGGCUUGAGUUGCCAAAUGAAGUACAACCCCAGUGUUUGCCUACAUGAUAAAGCAGGUGAAUGAAGCCACAUGAUGGAAUGAAACCUUCCUUCUGGAAUGGUAUAGAAGACUCCGCCCACGUUAUGAAGCCGAAUUGUUCUGCAUGAAAGGGAUCCUUUACAGAUGACAAGGAGCUGGACUUUUUGAAGAAGUCCAGAAUGAAUGGCAGAGGCUACGGCUGAUCAAACGCAGUGUGGGCUUUGCAACUCUUAAAGACUAAAUACAAAAACAGGGUGAAAACGGAAAGCAGAGGACAUUUCAUUCCGUUGACUUUGAUUGUGAAGACAAAUGAAGGAGAUUUGUUUAUUUUCCCGUGACCCUGCGGGUGGAGAGGCACUACGAGGCUCAUCACGGAUCCAUACUUUGCUGCAUGAUGUUCUGCAAAAUAUAUCGUAUCAGUUUCAACAACAAAACAACAGUCUCAUGUAUUUCAAAAAAGGAAGAGAAAACAACAAGAGUUUUCGUACCUGUGCCUCUUCACCUCGGGUGAAGCCAAAGCAGACUGCAGACAUGUUUCUUCUGUUUCUCGUUUCUUUUUAUUCUCUCUUUUCAUGUUCUGGAAUUUGUCCAUUGCACAGAACUAACAAGUGUUGUCUGAAAUCUUCGUUACUACUACUCUACACUUGUUUUGGUGGAAUGCUGUUCUUUGUGGCAUGAGAGCUUUACGAUUUUCUCAAGCGGCUUUCCAUUCUGUCAUUGGCUCUUUUCUAGUCUACAAUCUAGCACUGCAUAAGAGGGAAGUUUACACUUGUCAGAAAAGAUCUUUGUACUAGAGAAAUGUCAGAUUAACAAGGACGCAAUCCUUUCUGCCAGGACUUCUCAGGGUGGGCUUCUGACUCUCUUGAAAUUGUGAAAUUUCACCGUUUUUUAAUUUCACUGUUCGCUUUGAUAAGCCUGUCUGAUGACUUAAAGUCAGACGUAAUUUCACUGAGCGACCAAGAAGUGUUGCAUAUGCUUGUUUGCAUCAUGCAUGGCUUUUUUUCCUGCUUGUUUAGAAAAAAAUCUCAGUUCGUUUCAUCUUACAUGGCUUUAAACCUGCUGUUACUUUGUGAGUUUUUGUAUUACGAA
Molecule: messenger RNA, 4570 nt
Organism: Sinocyclocheilus grahami
Lineage: Eukaryota; Metazoa; Chordata; Actinopteri; Cypriniformes; Cyprinidae
Product: semaphorin-4C-like
Exons: 13
Coding region: 406-2649 (747 amino acids)
Biological process (GO): positive regulation of cell migration; semaphorin-plexin signaling pathway; axon guidance
Cellular component (GO): plasma membrane; synaptic vesicle membrane
Molecular function (GO): chemorepellent activity; semaphorin receptor binding
Source: RefSeq, a predicted model, not a curated record